This is a messenger RNA of Anopheles marshallii, 633 nucleotides long. RefSeq names its product protein obstructor-E-like. The transcript is spliced from 2 exons. The coding region runs from base 1 to 633 and encodes 210 amino acids. Gene Ontology annotation, cellular component: extracellular region. Gene Ontology annotation, molecular function: chitin binding. The record is from RefSeq and is a predicted model, not a curated record. Lineage: Eukaryota; Metazoa; Arthropoda; Insecta; Diptera; Culicidae.
AUGCGUGUGUUUGAGUUUUUGGGUCUAAUGGCUAUAAUCGGUUGCGCGACAGCACAAACAACGGUGGAUCCUUGUGUAGGGGUUGUUGGUGAAGACUUACUGCCUCACCCGAACGAUUGCACGAAGUACUUCUCCUGUUAUGGCGGCAAAGGCUACGAACAAACCUGUCCUGAUGGCAAGUAUUUCCAUCCAAGGGAAAAAUGGUGCGAUAUUCCUGGCAAUGUGGACUGCGUAACGAACAAUUGCCCUCCUGAUGGUAUUGAAUAUCUACCCGUACCCAACCAGUGUGAUCGAUACAUAAUUUGCGUUGCCGGAGAGGCUUUCGAGGUUAUUUGCAGUGAUGGUUUAUUCUUUGACGAAAAGUUGGGAGAGUGCAAUUUGAAGAAUGAAACUAACUGUAUAGUGAAUCCUUGCAUCCCACCUCCAACGGAUCCGAUUGAUACUCUUCCAAUUCACCCGAAUCCGGGAAAUUGUCAACAGUAUAUAAUUUGCUUGGACGAUGAGCCGAUUAUAAAGGAUUGUGCACCAAAUCUUUUCUUUGAUCCGAAUGAAUCAAAAUGCACAAUAGAAGAUAAUUGCAAUCCGCCUACUACCCCACCAGUGAUGUAUGAACCUGAAAUGGAUAUUUGGUAG